CCGAGGUGUCCAUGCUAGUCUGACAGUUGUAGAUCCGUGACCGCUAGGAUAGAAAUGUGUCGUUCGUGAUUUUCAAGCCUCGGUGCCUCCGUAAAUUUAGCACCGCAUUAGUACAAAGGGUUCGGGGACAUCUCAUCUAAAGCCAUGGCUCGAGUUGUGAAAAUGUUUCGGACGGUGCGCAAUCACUGGAAGAAAUCCACAUUCGCUGUCUGCGUCCUGUCUUACGGAGGCUACUGGCUGUAUGGUAAACACUGUGAUAGUGUUCUGCGGACAGAGGCUUGUCUAGUGGCCAGGGAAUUUGGGCGUCAACAGAUCGCACCAGGGGAGCAGCUGAGGAAAGCAACAGUGAUCUUGAACCCUGCAGCUUGUGGAGGGAAAGCCAACAACCUGUUUGAAAAGAAUGCUGCUCCCAUUUUACAUCUGGCUGGUGUGGAGAUAACAAUAGUAAAGACAGAUUAUGAAGGCCAGGCAAAAAAACUGAUGGAGUUUAUGGAAAAGACAGACAUGCUGAUCGUGGCCGGAGGGGAUGGCACCUUGCAGGAAGUCGUCACAGGCUUGCUGCGAAGGCCAGAUCAAGAAACACUCAGCAACACACCGAUUGGAUUCAUUCCACUGGGCUCCCACAAUUCCCUGAGUCCAAGUCUUCACCUGCUCAGUGACAACAAGGUCAAAGACAUCACAUCGGCGACACUAUCCAUUCUAAAGGGAGAAACUGUUCCUCUGGAUGUGCUACAAAUCAAAGGCGAGCAAGAGCAGCCGGUCUUCGCUCUGAUGGGACUUCGUUGGGGUGCAUUUAGAGAUGUGGCCGCAACAAUUAGCAAAUAUUGGUACCUUGGACCACUAAAGACAAAAGCAGCACAUUGGUUUAGCACUCUUCAGGAGUGGCCCCUUGUCAAAGAAGUCUCUGUUUCCUACUUGGCUCCAAGUCUUCGGCUCCCUGACCUGCCCCCUCAGAAGCCCACCAGACCCAGCCUGCUCUACCGCAUUGCCCGCAGAUGGAGAAACUACUGGAACCCUCCUGUUGAAGCGCCUCCAAAAGUGGAAGAGCCAGAGGUGUGGACGGAGCAGAAGCUGUCGACGCUGGAGCUUUUUAUUCAGACGCACAACAAAAACCCAGUGGAAACGCGGAUAAAUGACUCCAUGAUGAUCUGUGCAGAACCAGACGACUUCACAGUGGGCGAGUUCAUCACUGUUGGAAAUAAAAAAGCGGAGGACCCCACUUUAUUCACCAAAACGUCCACAAAACUGGAGGCCAGUGCUUGUCGGCUGCAGCUGCCAGAGGGUGCCACUGGCUUCUACAACAUCGAUAACGAGGAGUAUGAGGCGAUGCCUGUGGAGAUAAGGCUGUUGCCACGGAAACUACGCUUCUUCAUCAGUGCAGAGCGCAGGGAGGAGCUCCUUUUGCAGAUGCAGUGAAGGGGGGAAAAAAAGAUGAACUAUAAAGAAGACAAGAACAGUGAGACACAAACUGAAAUCAAGAAAAACACAAAAGCAAAGAUCAAGAUGCCAUGAAACUCUGAAAACACGUUUGGCUUCAGAGCCAUUUGAAAUUGUCCUUUGUAACAUUUAAACAUUACUCUAACUCAUAGGAGGAGGAUUUUUUUUACCUGUCGCUGUAUGUAAAAGGACCAAGGCUCUGUAUUUCUUUAAGCCAGUAACCAAUGUCUAGGUUGUCUUACCCAUGGACUCUAUGUUUACUAAAUGGUUUACUUUUUCCAUCACAAUUGAACUUGGUCAAUAAAAUAAUGUCUGUCAAUGUCCACACAA
Molecule: messenger RNA, 1767 nt
Organism: Acanthopagrus latus (yellowfin seabream)
Lineage: Eukaryota; Metazoa; Chordata; Actinopteri; Spariformes; Sparidae
Gene: agk
Product: acylglycerol kinase
Exons: 14
Coding region: 145-1416 (423 amino acids)
Biological process (GO): ceramide biosynthetic process; protein insertion into mitochondrial inner membrane
Cellular component (GO): TIM22 mitochondrial import inner membrane insertion complex; mitochondrion
Molecular function (GO): ceramide kinase activity; ATP-dependent diacylglycerol kinase activity; acylglycerol kinase activity
Source: RefSeq, a predicted model, not a curated record